UGUUUUGACCAAAAAAGCUCCUUCACCUGAAUUGCGGAUGAAUGCUGAAAGGGGGCACAGGUUGGGUCAGGGCUAACGCUAGAUGCAAAGACUGACUCGUGUACUUGGGAGCAAACUGUGUAAUUUGGAAAAUUAAAUUAGAUAUAGUGCAGCGCCGAAUUCUUUAAUCUGACGUUAAAAAUCAACCAGCGUCCCUCGUAAUAAUACGAUGCGGGGAUGAUGCGCUACACCAUCAGUGACGCAUUGUGGCUGGACCGAACCCCACAACUUUGGGAUGGAUAAGAAAAAUUUGUGAAUGAACUGAGGUUGAAUAUUCAUUCUUAUUACUGUUGAUAAUUAGAACAUCUGGAGUAUCAUACUUUGAGCCAAUCACAUUCGCUUGGGGGAGGUACUAGAACACAUAAAUGAGGUGAACUGUACAAGACAGAACGUUGUCCGAGCGCCAGGUUCUGGAUGGACACCGAGGCCCAAUCUGAGCUCUGCUUUCCACAGCUGGCCAACCUCUCCUGCAGGAAGCCAUCGUCUGGUUUAUCCGAAGGUGUUCUUUUCAAUGUUCUGAUGCCCAUCAUUUGCGUCUUCACUGUGCUGCUCAACCUGCUCGUCAUCAUCUCAAUCUCCCACUUCAGGCAGCUCCACACUCCCACCAACUUCCUCCUCCUCUCUCUUGCCGUCGCGGACUUGCUGGUGGGCCUCCUGCUGAUACAAGGAUGCACCUUUGGUAUAUCAAACUGCUGGUUUCUCGGGGACAUCCUGUGUUCCCUGUAUAGCCUAAUGACAUUCUCGGUGACGGCCGCCUCCAUAGGCAACAUGGUGCUGAUAUCGGCUGACCGCUACGUGGCAAUUUGUGACCCUCUGCAAUAUAACAUCAAAGUCACUGUGAAAAGAAUUCGAAUCGCCGUUUGUCUCUGUUGGUUCUUAUCUCUUCUGUACAACUGCAUCAUUUUCACUGACCAACUGGUGCAACCGGGCAAGUACAACUCUUGCUACGGAGAGUGUGCUGUCACUAUUGACUACCAUGCAGGUCUUUUUGAUUCACUUGUGACUUUCAUUCUUCCUCUGAGCAUCAUCGUCGCUCUGUACACGAGAGUGUUUGUGGUUGCUGUGUCUCAGGCCCGAGCUGAGCGCUCUCGCGUUAAAUGUGUCAAACUGCGACAUUCUGCCCCUUUCAGAGCAAAGAAAUCCGAAUUGAAGGCGGCCAGAACGCUUGGUGUUCUCGUUCUUUUCUUCCUCUUGUGUUUCUGUCCAUACUACAUUGUCUUCAUCACUACUGACAGCAGAAUCAUAACUCCACUUCAGAUUUCUGUUCUUUAUUUAUAUUCUUUCAACUCAUGUGUGAACCCCCUGAUAUACGCCCUGUUCUACCCGUGGUUCAGAAGAGCCGUUCGACAAAUUGUCAAUCUGCAGAUAUUGCAGCCUGGCUCCUGUGAGGCCAGCGUGCUGUAGACUCAA
Syngnathoides biaculeatus (alligator pipefish) is the source of this 1449-nucleotide messenger RNA. Its product is annotated as trace amine-associated receptor 8a-like. The transcript is spliced from 2 exons. The record is from RefSeq and is a predicted model, not a curated record. Gene Ontology annotation, biological process: G protein-coupled receptor signaling pathway. The coding region runs from base 454 to 1443 and encodes 329 amino acids. Gene Ontology annotation, molecular function: trace-amine receptor activity. Gene Ontology annotation, cellular component: membrane. Lineage: Eukaryota; Metazoa; Chordata; Actinopteri; Syngnathiformes; Syngnathidae.